UCCACAGACAAUGAUGACAGACCCAGUGAGGAUGAUGAGGAUGAUGCUGCUGGCUCUAGUCUUCAUCCUGAGUGUCACUAUGCCCUGUUUAUCUGUCUACAACAGUGGGGAGUGCUACUUCGAUACCAAAGGAAGCUGUGAGUACAUGGGCCAAGUGUAUGGAAUAGGUGAGAGUUGGAUGACUAAGGACUGUUACCAGUGUGUCUGUAUGGAUCCAUUUGGAGUGGGCUGCUGUGAUCAUGGAUCUCAACCCGUGGACUACCCUGACUGGUGUGAUGUGAUCCGCAAGCCAGACUCCUGCAACCUCAUCGCUGUGAUGAAAGCCAAUCACAAGCUGCCUUGUCUGUGGGGACGGGGUCGUCUGAGGCCAGGAGCGCGACAGCCAUGAAAAUCUGAUAGAGGCCCUUUAUUUGGAUCGGUCCAUUAUUUGCCACUCAUAAAUGGGAAGAUGAGAAAUGAUUUAAACACUGAUUGACUGAUAGUGUUUCUCACUGUUUCUAAUGAACAAAUGCAGAUAGACUGUUAUUAACACAGGCAGUGCUUGACUUGGACUGAAAUAGGUUCCGGUAAUCAUGUUGGGUGCUGGUACUGUUUAUAUUUAGGUGCAGGAGCUCCACAAUACUUUUGAGAUAAUAUUAUAUAAGAGGAACAGGAGCCCAAGCAGUAGAACAUUUGAGAUGCUGGUACUCAGCUCCAGUGAGCUCCUGCCCAAGUCAAGGCCUGAACACAGCAAAGAAUAAGAAUUACUGUAAUACAAGCCACAGUAGCUAAUGGCACAGUGACACCAAAAGAUUGAGGGAGGGGUUAUAAAGUCAGACAGUGUAUUAUUGAAUUUCCUUCAUACAUGUAUGUUACAUUAGACAUGUUUAAUC
Molecule: messenger RNA, 872 nt
Organism: Salvelinus fontinalis (brook trout)
Lineage: Eukaryota; Metazoa; Chordata; Actinopteri; Salmoniformes; Salmonidae
Gene: msmp2
Product: microseminoprotein, prostate associated 2
Exons: 3
Source: RefSeq, a predicted model, not a curated record